AAAUUGUCAGUAUCAAGUAUGAAGCUACUCAUUCUGCCUCUAUAACAUCAAUAAUUAUGGGUGACGGCAAUGAAUCUCAGCCCUCGACCUCCUCCUCCAUAGAAUGGUCACAACCAUGCCGUCCCUUCGAAUUCCCUGAGAUUCUCUUAGCAACCAAUAACUUUGAUGAAUCAUUAGUAAUUGGGCAUGGGGGAUUUGGAAAGGUUUAUAAAGGUAACGUUAUCAAUGGAUCAAGUGUUGUUGUUUCUGCCAUUAAACGACUGGAUUCCAUGUCCUCUCAAGGUGCAUCGGAGUUCUGGGCGGAAGUUAAGAUGCUUUCCAAGUUGCGUCACUGUCAUCUCGUGUCUUUGUUUGGUUACUGUAAUCACGACAAAGAGAUGAUCAUCAUCUACGAAUACAUGCCCAAUGGUACACUGGAAGAUCACCGUCAUAAACUGUGUACCCAUCUUUCUUGGAUUCAGCGACUCAAGAUCUGUAUAGGUACAGCUCGUGGGUUAGAUUACUUACACACUGGUACUGGGGUUGAGUUUGGUGUUAUACAUCGUGAUGUCAAGAGCUCUAAUAUCUUGUUAGAUGACAACUGGGCAGCUAAAAUUUCAGACUUUGGGUUGUCAAAAAUCGGCGCAACCAAUCAGCGAUCUACCUAUGUCAAUACACUUGUUAAAGGCACUUUUGGGUACCUCGAUCCAAAUUAUUACACUACUGGAAGGCUUACCAGAAAGUCUGAUGUGUAUUCUUUUGGGGUGGUUUUGUUGGAAGUGUUGUGUCGGAAGCGUGCAGUGGAUAGAAAUCUUGAUGAGGAGCAAUGGGGUUUAGUGUCAUGGGCUCAAGAAUCUAUCAAAGAAGGCAAUUUAAAGAAUAUAAUCGAUUCUGGUAUAAGGGGUCAAAUAUCCCAAAAAUGUUUGAAGGAUUUUAUGCGGAUUACAGAGAGAUGCUUGCACAACAAUCCAAAGCAGCGUCCUACUAUGGCUGAGGUUGUGGUCAGCCUUGAUUCUAUGCUGACCUUACAACAGAAAGUUGAUACUUCCUUGCAGACUGCUGGCAAAAAGAUAUAUGGAAAGAUGAUUAAUAUGUUUCCCUUCCCCUUUCAUGGAGAGAAUUCAGCGCAUGAUGAUUCGACUCUAUCAAGUAAUAGCAAGGACGACAAAGCUGAUUCCACAGUUCCUAUAACUCCAAGUUUGAAAAUAUAUAAGUUUUCUGAUUUGGAAAUGAUUACCAAAAACUUUAGUCAAGAUUCGGUGGUCGAUAGGGAUUGUUUUGGUGAGGUGUACUUAGGUUGGGUUGACGAGAAAACAUUCGCCCCAUCAAAAGAGGGUGUUGGAAUUCUUGUUGCUGUUAAAAACUACAAUGCUGAUGUUUUGCAAUGGAAUGCACGGGCGACCAGGUUUGGACAAUUGGCUCAUCCAAAUAUUAUUAGUGUCUUGGGAUUGUCCGUUGAUGAAAAGUAUUUACUUGUUUAUGAGCACAUGCAAAUGCCAAACAGAAAUUUUAGCCGCUUCUUAUUCGGGGAUGUUGUGGAACCACUUUCAUGGGAAACACGCCUUCUGAUAAUGAUAGGAGUUGCCCGUGGACUCGCUUAUAUGCACUCAUCAAAAGAACAAGUCAUACAUGGUGGUAUUAAAACCUUUAAUAUAUUGUUGGAUGAGAAUUUUAGUGCGAAACUCGGGUAUUUUGGUUUGCCUGAAUUUCACCCUAAAUCCAUGGAAUUGGACGACGAGAUUUCAAAUACAACACGUGACCAAGGGUAUCAACAUAAUGAUAAAAAAGAAGAUGCUACUACAAGUGACAUGGAUAUUCGACGUUAUAUAGACCGAACGACUCAAGGUAAGUUAACUCUCAAGAGUGACAUUUAUAGUCUUGGAGUGGUGUUGUUUGAAACCUUAACAAGCAAACGCUCAUAUUCUGGAUUCACUUUGGUAAAUUGGAUAAAGCCAUUUUUAGAGGACAAAAGCAAGUUAAAGGGUAUAAUAGAUCAUCGUCUUAAUCAAAAUUAUCCAUUAGAAGGUGCUUUUGAAUGCCUUGUACUGGCAACAAAAUGUGUAGCCAAAGAUCCUAAUGAUAGGCCUUCAAGCGAAGAAGUUUUGAAGAGUUUGGAACAAAUAUAUUUUGAUAACAAAUAAUGUAUAAAAGAUAUAGCGUUUUACUUGUGUAAAUUUAAUGCUCAUUCAAGAAAGUUAAAAUG
Molecule: messenger RNA, 2182 nt
Organism: Lactuca virosa
Lineage: Eukaryota; Viridiplantae; Streptophyta; Magnoliopsida; Asterales; Asteraceae
Source: the annotation of a GenBank genome assembly